AUGGCUCCCGUAGUCAGCAUCGCACUAGCCGGGCUGGCUGCUACCUACGUUUUCCUCCGUGUGCUGCUCAACCUGACCCAGGAUGCGAAGGAACCGCCCGCCAUCUUAACGGGUAUUCCCUUCGUCGAGCCCUUGAUUGGUAUGAUCCGGGAGAAGUCGCGUUUCCAUACGCGUCUGAGGGACACCACCCGGCUACCCAUCUACACGCUACGGCUCCCAUUCCAGCGCAUCUACGUCGUCAACGCCACGUCCCUGAUCCCCCUCCUCCAAAAACAAUGGCGCCUCAUCAGCUUCGCAUCCAUCGCCGCUGACGCGGGCGCCGUCGUCGGCAUGAGCAAGCCCGCCCUCGAGGUGAUGAGGCGUGACCUAGACAGCGAGCACGGCUUCAGCCCCAGCUGGCCCAAAUACAUCAUGCCGGCCAUGGCGCCCGGCCCCGACCUCGACGCCAUCAACCGGCCGCGCCAUCGAGGUUCUACGUCGCCGAGCUCGCCGCCCUGCGCACCCCCGGCACCACCACCACCACCGUCAACCUCGCCGCCUGGUCACGCCGCAUCAUGGUCACCUCCACCUCCGAAGCCGCAUCCUUCUUUUUUACCCACCCUGCACCGCGCGCGCGAGGUCGCCGCCGCCGCCAUGACGCAGUACAUGGUCUCGGGCGGGUGGCGGACGGGGUCGGGGCUGGUGCGCCGGCGCGUCGAGCACCACGCGGACCUCUUCGGCCUCGGCCUCGCCGACGUCGGCCGCGGCGAGCUGGGCAACGCCUUCGCUGUGCUGGGCAACACCACGCCCUGCGCGUUUUGGGUGCUGUUCCAGCUACUGUCAGAUCCGCGCGUGCUGGGGGACGUCCGCCGCGAGCUGGAAGCUCUGGUCGUCGUGCGGGAGGAAGUCGAUGAGGAGAGUGGUGGUCGCGUUAGUGUUAGCACGAUCGAUCUGGCGGCGGUAAGGGAGGCGUGUCCCGUGCUGAUGAGCGCGUUCCAAGAAACGUUGCGGUUCCGUGCUGUGAAUGUGGGUCCCCGCGUGUUGUUGAAGGAUGUGUGGAUUGAUGAGGGCCGGGUGUUGUUGAAGAAGGGCGCGAUGUUGAUGGUUCCAGCCGCGGUGCAGCACACGGAUAGGGAGGCGUGGGGAGAGGAUGCGGCCGAGUUUGACCAUCUGCGGUUUGUGCCUGCGUCGGCGGGGAGGGAAAAGAGGAGGAAGCCGAAUCGGGUUGCGUUCCGGGCAUUUGGUGGCGGCCAUGUGCUGUGUCCUGGGCGUCACUUUGCUAGUACCGAGAUCUUGUCGUUGGCGGCGUUGUUGGUCCUGCAGUUUGAUGUGGUACCGGUUGCGGGCCGCUGGGUCGAGCCGACGUGGGAGAACUCGCCUGCCCAGGCGGGCUUUCCUAUUAUUGAUCAGGAUAUCCCCGUUGAGUUGCGUCCCCGAGGCCCGCAGCGGAAGUGGAAGGUUGUGUACUCGGGCACAGACAAGGCGAUGGAUAUUGUGUCGGAGGAUAUCGCGGCUGGGGGUAGGGGGGCCCUCUGA
Chaetomium globosum CBS 148.51 is the source of this 1515-nucleotide messenger RNA. RefSeq lists its product as uncharacterized. The coding region runs from base 1 to 1515 and encodes 504 amino acids. Gene Ontology annotation, molecular function: oxidoreductase activity, acting on paired donors, with incorporation or reduction of molecular oxygen; heme binding; monooxygenase activity. The transcript is spliced from 3 exons. NCBI's taxonomy places the organism in Eukaryota, Fungi, Ascomycota, Sordariomycetes, Sordariales, Chaetomiaceae. The record is from RefSeq and is a predicted model, not a curated record.